GUUACGAAUUGUCUAAUUUUAAAGUGAUAUAAACCAUUAUUAUUCAGUGGAUUUUAAAUGUAUUGCAUUUGUGAUCAAACAGUUUAUGCAUACUAAGGCUAGAAACAAGUCAAGAAACUAGUUUAAGUUAUUCUCACUUGAUAAUAGAACUGACUCGGGAAAAAGACCGGAAUCAUUUGAUUUGAAGAACAAAGUAUAUUUAUGUCGUUUACCAUUUCUGACUUGAGUACACCAAAGUCAAAUCAGUCAAUUUUCGAAAUCUAAGAGUAGGUCUGUCGCGAUACUUUCAUAUAACCAUACAUCAAGUAUGGCGAUAAGUUUAUGCUUCGCUGCAAGAUAAAACAAUUGAAAUUGGAAUAGUAUAUAUUGAUGGCACCAUUGGUUUUGAAAUUGAUAAGAAAUGUUUCACUUGUUGCAGCCGUUCUUCUCACUGUUUACGUCGUUUAUAUCCCGAGGGAAGAAAUACCAGAAAGUCAAAACGACGACACCUUGCCAAUAUUCUCACAAGAUGCGAUGCACCUCGUAGUUGUUGCAUGUAAAGGAAGCAAACAAAUCGUUCAAGAAACGUUGACGAUGCUAAAAAGUGCCGUCGUCUUUGCGCAAACUCAAGUUGAAGUUCAUUUAUUUACGGAUGAAUUAAAACAAAAUAUUGAUAACGAGCUUUCAAAAUGGCCACGCAAGACAAAGAACAAGAUUAAUAUUCAUUUUUAUCCAGUAAAGUAUCCUCUCAAUCCUGAUGAAGUUUCUCUUCUGAAAAAUUGGUGGGGACCUUGUGCUUCCUUUCGAUUAUUUUUACCGGAGAUUCUUUACAACGUUGACUCGGUCAUCUACGUUGAUACUGACGUUAUAUUUUUAAGUGCAAUCGAUGAUCUUUGGAACCAAAUGAAAUUCUUUAAAGACGAGCAAGUUGGAGCACUCGCACCCAGAGUUGGAUGGGAUUUCAUGGUUCCUUCUUCAAAUCCGAACUUUAUAUUGACGCCCGAGGGGAAAUUAACCCAAGUUAAUUCAGGGGUUUUUCUGAUGAAUCUCACUCGUAUGCGGGAAAGAAGAUUUAACACAGAUCCGUCGAUUUCUGGUGAUACAUUUUCGUGGAAUCAGGAUUUACUAUUACCUCUUUAUCACAAAUAUAAAGCAGAAAUGAACGGAGAUCAGAAUCUCAUCAAUAUACUAUUUCAUUAUAAUCCUGAUCUCUUAUAUUACCUGCCAUGUAAAUUUAACUAUCAUCACAAGUUUUGCUUCAAGAAUGAUCGUCCAGGACGAUCAUGUCUUUCUGCCGAAACAGAAGGAGCUUUUGUAAUUCAUGGAAGUGCAAACACAUAUUACAAUAAUUAUUCACCUGCAUUUGGUGCGAUAAACAAUGCGUUUAGACAGUAUAAUUUUGAAAAUGAUUUAACGUCGAGUUUACUUCAACCAAUGAUAAACAACCUACAGCAACCAGAAGUUGAGAAUCAUGAACACUGUGGAGGCAAAACUGAAUUAUUUACAAAACAUAUUCGAAACAUCAUUGAAAGAACAAAGCUAAGCUGAUAUCAGUAAGAUAAAUCGGUCCUCCCGAAGUAUGCGCACCAAGUUGGCAGCAAAGUUGUCAACGAUAUCAUCAUUUCAAAAACGAAAAUUUCGAAACAGCAGUGAAAAGAACGUAUUUUUCUUGGUUGGAAAUGUGAAUUAAAAUGUUUGAUACUUAGAUUUUUUACGAUUGUAAAUUUAUUUACUAAUAACUUUGCGUUGUAUCAGGCCAAGAAUUUUCGUAAACUACAGUUUUUUUGUCAUUUUAUAUUCUUCUUUUGUGAUAUAUUUAACUUGGUUUUAUACCUGAAUUUUGUACCAACUUCCUAUAUCUUGUUUCAUUUAUUUUGAUUGAAAAUAUUUGUCUAUUUUAAAUUACACUUCAACUCAAAAUCGAUUGAUAAAAUUCGAAUGAUGCACUACAGCUAAUGAUUGGCAGACAGACAGUGUAGUUUAUAAUAUCAGUCAAACCAAAUUCUUGUUGAAAGCACCACAGGCUGACCAGCUUCAAGUAGAUAUAUUGCAAGUGUUUCUCUCUUAUUGUCUACGAAAUAUAUAAUCUUCUUAUUUUCUA
This is a messenger RNA of Styela clava, 2080 nucleotides long. RefSeq names its product glucoside xylosyltransferase 2-like. The record is from RefSeq and is a predicted model, not a curated record. NCBI's taxonomy places the organism in Eukaryota, Metazoa, Chordata, Ascidiacea, Stolidobranchia, Styelidae. Gene Ontology annotation, molecular function: UDP-xylosyltransferase activity. Gene Ontology annotation, biological process: protein O-linked glycosylation via N-acetylgalactosamine.